CGGUCACAAUCUCUGUACAAUCCAACGACUGUCGAGACAUUUUAAUUAAAUCAUUAAAGAUUAAACGGUCGAAAUGGCUUUAUAGCCGUUGGUCAUGUUUUUCUCGCUUCCCGUUUUUUUGUUUGCCGAAGAAGUAAAACUAGCCGUUACAAUAAACAUAAACAAAACUUAUGUCUUUGUCUUCUUCUUCCUCCACUCUCACCAUAAUUACUCUUGGCCUCAACACCUCAGUCACUCACAAAUUCCUUUCCCUCUCUCACUAAUAAUCAAACUUCUCUCUCUAACUCUCAUUCUUUGCUGUCAUCCAAAAACAAACGAAAAGAAGAACACAACAAAGAACUAUAACUCUGCUGCUCUUCUUCAUCCUUCUUCUUCUUUGUUUUCAUUUUUUCCUUCUUUUUUUUUUACUUCGAUAGUUUUGAAAUGAAUCAGCUUCACAAAAACCCAUUUCGGAUUUAUGAAAUUUGUUUCACUUUUUGCACGAGUAUCUUCUUGUGUCUCUUACUCUUGUCUGCUCAAGCUGUUGCAGGUGGUGGUCACUCCUGGGAUGGGAUCGUGGUGACUCAGGGGAACUAUCAGGCGCUCCAAGCAAUCAAACACGAACUCAUCGACUUCACCGGAGUUCUUAGAAGCUGGAACGACUCUUCCACCACCAGUGUUUGCUCCGGCGGCUGGGCUGGAAUCAAAUGCCUUCGAGGCCAAGUGGUAGCCAUUCAGCUCCCAUGGAAAGGACUCGGUGGCACUAUCUCGGAGAAGAUCGGACAGCUUCAGAAUCUCAGAAAACUUAGCCUCCACGACAACGUCCUCGCCGGUUCGGUUCCCCGUUCCCUUGGCUAUCUCAAGAACCUGCAUGGAGUCUAUCUCUUCAACAACCGUCUCUCUGGUUCAGUCCCAGCUUCACUUGGAAACUGCCCUCUUCUCCAAAAUCUUGAUCUUAGCAAUAAUCAGUUAUCUGGAAUCAUCCCGGCUAGUCUUGCUGAGUCCACCAGGCUCUAUAGGCUCAAUCUCAGCUUCAAUUUACUCUCCGGUCCCCUUCCGGUUACAGUAGCCAGAUCAUACACCCUCACUUUUCUUGACCUUGGGCAUAACAACCUCUCUGGUUCCAUACCCGACUUUUCGGUUAAUGGCUCUCACCCUCUUAAAAAGCUGAACCUAGACCACAAUCUCUUCUCUGGACCUGUUCCGUUGUCCCUCUGCAAGCAGAGUUUGCUCGAAGAGGUUUCUUUAAGCCAUAACCAGCUCUUUGGUUCCUUUCCCAAGGAAUGUGGAGCUCUUCUACACCUUCAGAGCCUUGAUUUGUCUUACAACUCAAUCAACGGAACCAUCCCAGAUGGCAUCGAUAGACUGCACAACCUGACAGUGCUUAACCUCAAGAGAAACAAGAUCAAUGGUCCCAUCCCAGAGAGAAUCGGGAACAUAUCUGGAAUCAGACAACUUGAUCUGUCUGAAAACAACUUCACCGGUCUAAUCCCUCCCUCCCUAGCCAACCUGGCGAAUCUUUCUUCAUUCAACGUCUCCUUCAACACGCUCUCUGGUCCUGUCCCGCCUGUUCUCUCCAGAAAGUUCAACUCAAGCUCUUUCGUGGGCAACAUUCAGCUCUGUGGCUACAGUUCGGCGUCUCCCUGCCCUUCUCCUAAACCUCAUCAUCCUCCCACCCUUUCACCUACCUCACCACAAGAACCAAGAAAACACCACAGAAAACUCUCGGUCAAAGAUAUAGUCCUAAUCGCCAUAGGAGCUCUUCUAGCCGUUCUCCUUCUCUUGUGCUGCAUAUUACUCUGCUGUCUGAUCAAGAAACGUGCAGCCUUGAAACAAAAAGACGGCAAGGACAAGAUCACCGAGAAGACAGCAACCGCAACUGCGGCAGCAUCAGCAGGAGGUGAGAUGGGAGGAAAGCUGGUCCAUUUCGAUGGUCCGUUUGUGUUCACUGCCGACGACCUCCUCUGUGCAACGGCUGAGAUCAUGGGGAAAAGCACUUACGGCACAGCAUACAAGGCAACAUUGGAAGACGGAAACGAGGUCGCUGUGAAACGGCUGAGAGAGAAAACAACCAAAGGGGUCAAAGAGUUCGAAGCAGAGGUCACAGCUUUAGGCAAGAUUCGACACACGAAUCUGCUUGCACUAAGAGCUUACUACUUAGGACCUAAAGGAGAGAAGCUCCUCGUCUUCGAUUACAUGUCUAAAGGCUCUCUCUCUGCGUUUCUUCACGCACGAGGACCAGAAACCCUAAUUCCAUGGCAAACGAGGAUGAAGAUAGCGAAAGGAAUCAGCCGCGGCUUAGCUCACCUUCACAAGAACGAGAACAUGAUCCACGAGAAUCUCACGGCCAGCAACAUCCUCCUCGACGAGAAGACCAACGCACACAUCGCCGACUACGGCCUCUCCCGCCUCAUGACAGCCGCCGCCGCCACCAACGUGAUCGCAACCGCCGGAACUCUCGGAUACAGAGCGCCGGAGUUCUCGAAAAUCAAGAACGCGAGCACGAAGACGGACGUGUACAGCUUAGGGAUCAUCAUACUUGAGCUCUUGACGGGGAAAUCUCCAGGAGAGCCGACGAGCGGGAUGGAUUUGCCUCAGUGGGUGGCGUCGAUCGUGAAGGAGGAGUGGACCAAUGAAGUGUUCGAUCUUGAGCUUAUGAGGGAGACCCAAACCGUUGGUGACGAGCUUCUCAAUACGUUGAAAUUGGCUUUACACUGUGUUGACCCGUCGCCUGCGGCGAGGCCAGAAGCGAUUCAGGUGGUCAAUCAGUUGGAGGAGAUCAGGCCGGAGACGGAGACGACGACGAUUGGAUCCGGCAGUGAUGGAGCUAAAGAAGAGGAAGACAUAUAAUAAUAAUAUAUACAAAAUAAACAUACUCUCUUUAUUAUAUGAUGAAAUUAUUCUUUGAUUAUUCAUUUAAUUUGUUUAUACAACAUGAUUUGAAGUUUGUUGUGUUAGUAA
Messenger RNA from Brassica oleracea var. oleracea, 2940 nucleotides. RefSeq names its product probably inactive leucine-rich repeat receptor-like protein kinase IMK2. The record is from RefSeq and is a predicted model, not a curated record. The transcript is spliced from 2 exons. Gene Ontology annotation, biological process: protein phosphorylation. Lineage: Eukaryota; Viridiplantae; Streptophyta; Magnoliopsida; Brassicales; Brassicaceae. Bases 424 to 2829 code for a protein of 801 amino acids. Gene Ontology annotation, molecular function: protein binding; protein kinase activity; ATP binding.